AUGAUAUUUACAGUAGUGUCGUAAAUAUAGGCUAGGUUGCCAAGCGACCAUCUGAUUUCAGGCUUAGCCUCGCUAAACAGAAGGUUAAAGUGACUUCUCCAAAACACGCAUCAUGCCGUUCAUCGACCUCCAGGGGAAGUUGGGCAUCAACAUGGACAAAUGGAUGUUGAUCCAGGGUGGAGAGCAACCAUACAAACGGGCGCCGCGCUGCCACGCCUUUGAGAAGGAGUGGAUCGAGUGUGCAGAUGGCAUUGGUCAGACCCGUGCCAAGAAGGAGUGCAAGCUCGAGUUUGAGGACUUCUAUGAGUGCAUGCACAGAGAGAAGACGCACAAGAGGCUAUAUGAGAUCCGUAAGCAGCGGGACAAGAUGGUGAAGGAGGGCAGCUACCAGACCCCAGCUCACCACACUGGCGCUCAGGCUGAUGACAGGCCUUGACCCCAUUUGACCUUGUUGACCACAAGGUGUGUCCCCAACUUGUGUAUAAUAAUUUUUAUUCAGAUAUCACUUUAUUGUUCGUGUCUACCCCUGUACAAGUUUGCAAAUAAAUAUUAUUGACUGUGAA
Messenger RNA from Coregonus clupeaformis (lake whitefish), 563 nucleotides. Its product is annotated as NADH dehydrogenase [ubiquinone] iron-sulfur protein 5. The record is from RefSeq and is a predicted model, not a curated record. Gene Ontology annotation, biological process: mitochondrial respiratory chain complex I assembly. Bases 113 to 436 code for a protein of 107 amino acids. The transcript has 3 exons. Lineage: Eukaryota; Metazoa; Chordata; Actinopteri; Salmoniformes; Salmonidae.